AGGUUGUGCAUUUGUUACAUUCCGGGAUUCAGCAUCAGCAUUGAAAGCUCAAGAUGACCUGCAUGACAAAAGAACUUUACCUGGGGUGAGCACAUAUUAAUAUCUGAUAUCAAACUAAAUAUAAUACUUACUAGCAAUCGAUAGGUGUGAUGAGGGAAAUGCUGGCACUUUAUAAUUAAACUAUGUAUGUACAUUGUACACAUCUCAAUUUAAAAAACCGGCUAACAUUGUUUACAUGUUAUCAAAAGAGUGUAUUGUGCGCAUGUCCAUAUAUGUUUUAUAUUGUAUAGGUUGUACAGUAUUUUAUAAACCAGGUCAUCAACGUAAUUGGCUCAUGCUGUGUUGAUGUUGUUGAGCCUUUUUGUUCUUGUAACUGUUUAAGUAUUGUUGGAUGCAUGGCAAAGCUUAAUAAAUAAAUAGUGUACAGUAGUUGCUACCCCAUUCACACUUUUAUAUAACUCACAUUCAUAGUUACUAUAAUCAUUCUAGUUGACAGAAACAUAUAAUAUUAAAGGUAAAUAACCAUUACAGUUAUGCAUUUAGUAUAAGAGUUAUUUGCACUCAAGGCAUGUAGAUAAUUUUGAAGCUCAGUUACCCUUGUUCUACUGUAUUUUAUGCUUCUGUAAACUAGAACAAGUAUUAUAGUAACUAGGCAUGUGAAUUAUCUACCUGUACAUAUUGUGAUAGUUCUACAUAUUGUGAUAUGCUACUCAAAUAACCACAUAUUGUGAUAUGAUGGUGCAGUAAAACUGUAUGUUAAACAAAAGUAUGUUGUUUUUAUUAGAUGGGUCAUACAAUGCAAGUAAAACCAGCAGACAAAGAUAAGAAAAAAGGUUGGUAAUAUUCUGAUCAAAUGUUCUUACUCAAAUUUUCUUUACUCAAAUUUGAUGUCAAAACAACAGUGAGAUAAAUUUUGUUUCUCCAGAUGAUCGCAAACUAUUUGUUGGUAUGAUCUCCAAGGCUUCCACAGAAGAUGAUCUUCGCCUCAUGUUUGCUCCAUUUGGGACAAUUGAAAAUGUAACAGUACUUCGAGAUGCUGAUAAACGAAGCAAAGGUAGGGAUUGUUGAUUGUAUUCCCUAACUAGAGAUGUCAAUCACCAAAAAGAGUAUCCAUUAAUUAGAGAUUCGACUGUAGUCAUAUUAUAUGUUGUACUCAUUUUUUCAGGUUGUGCAUUUCUCAUGUUCGAAAAUAAAAUGCAAGCUCAAAAAGCUAUUGAUGUCAUGCACAAUAGUCGUACGAUGGAGGUAAUUCCCUGAGUUAUUCUAGAAGACACCAGACUGAGCUGUUAUAAUUUUAGUAGAGAAAAUUUUAGUGCCUUACGAAGCACAUUAAAUUACUGGUAAACACCUUUGACUGUGCAUGACAUUGGAUAGAGUAAAUUUAAUGCGUAAGGUCAUCUGUUCACAUCCAGAAAGAAAUUGUGACAUAGAAAAAUAAUUUCAUAUUUUCUGGAAUUUUUUUUUCAUCUAGGGUUGUUCAUCUCCAGUAGUUGUGAAAUUUGCAGACACUGAAAAAGACAAACUGCUCAAGAGAGUGAAUGCAAUGGCCGCCAUUCAUGGUUUGAAUGCUGCAUAUUAUCAACAGGUAUGUAAUAUUAAAUAGAGAAUAAUACAUGGGUGCGCGGAAAUACCAGAUUUAUUUCGAGUGUUGAACAUGAUAUCUCUAUUAUCUCACGAGUGAACGCAGCGAACGAGUGAGAUAUCAUUUUCAACACGAGAAAUAAAUCUGGUAUUUCCAAGCACCCAUGUAUUUUCUGUUUAUUAUAUAAAGGACAGUCUUUGAAAAGCGAUAUUUUUUACAGAAAAGCGAUAAUUGAAAAGCGAUAAUUUUCACAUGUGAGAUUAUCAUGAAUAAUCUCACAUGUGGGAUUAUCACUUUUAUCAGUGGUCGAAAUCUCUAUAAAGCACUAUACUUUAUAUAAUAAAUCGUUUUAAUUACCGUAACAAACUCAACACUUUCCUGCUGUUCGUACCACAGUUCCUGCAGUAUACAUGUAUCUAUCUGAUAUUCUGAUCAUGACUUCGCCUUAGUCAAAUUAAUUUUCCUAGGUUCAGCAACUUGCAUCAGUUGGAGCAUUACAAGGAGCAUUUCAAAGUGGUUUAGUUGGAGGUUUGCCUGGGCUACCUACAGCAGCUGGUAAGAUUUAAUUUGCAGUUGGCUCGAAAAGUUACUGUAACCUCAGUCCUUCUGUAAACAUACAGUAAUGCCACUUCUAAAUUUCUAAACCUAACCUCUUCAAUCCUUAAUUGUAACCCUAAUCCUAAAACUAAACCUAACUCUAACUCUAACCCUUUCUCCAAUUCUAAUGUUAUCUUACCUUUAGUGUACACUAACCCUGGUCCUAACCCCUGUGAGCUCCAUUAAUACAGUAUACUGCAUCUGAAGUAUGAACUUGUGUCCAAAAUGUGAACCCGCGAUGGCAUCCCGUGCCAUGCAGUUCCUUUGUAGUGUUUUUUGCAUGUCUGCAUGGUUAACAUGAAGCCACAAAGAUUUUGACUUUGAUUCAAAGGUUUUAGAAUUAGGUUUUAUCAACUGAUAUAACAGCUUGGUUGGCGAUGCAAUGCGUCUGUACUCUAGAUUGAUAGCUGGGAAAAGUAGUCACUUGUCUGACGAAUGACAGAAAAACUGUUAACAAUUAUUGAAAUUAAUAAAACAGAUACUAAUACCCAUCCAAGUUAAUUAUAGUAAAAAUAAGCAGUUAUACUGUAGUUCUUCUGUACAAGUUUCUUGGCUUCAAAGGAACAUUUCAGAUGCCUCAUUUGCCACAAUACAUCUAACUGUACCACCAAAGAACAUGUUGGUUUGUGGUCUUGCUUGUACUGUAGCUUGCAAUCUUUCUUCAAGAUACUACGUGUAAACCUCACUCUAACCUAUAUUCUAAACUAAAUCUAACAUCCCUCUCCUAAACUUAGUAAUAUUAGCAUGAAACUAAAAGGAAUCUCAUCCAAAGGUUGCAAAUGUGUUUUCCAGGUUUAAUUCCAGGAGCAUUUGGUUCAUUGGUUGCUGCGGCAGUUGCAAGUCAACAACAACAGCAACAGAAUCAAGUACAACAACCCAACAAUCAAAUGUUGAAUCCUUCCAGUUUGAGUUCAACAGCAUCGGGCAUGCCUUUUACACCAACCAGUAAUGUUGCCUCAACUGCCAAUCUUAACCCUCUUAUGAGUGGAUUGACCAGUUAUGGUGGAUGUAAGUUGAGAUUGGAUCCAUCCCUGUCUAAUUAUAAUUUCACCUCAGUUGCAUGAAGAAGAAAUUGAGUUGCAUGGAUCUAAGAGCUGUGCGGUUAACCGAAAAAUUGGGUUCUUCCGGUACUUUUUUAGCACCGAAGAAUUAUACGCAAAGAACCGGUAGUUUCGGUUUUAAUUUCCCGUUUAACGCCUGCCAAACGCCCACCUGAUUGCAGGUUGAAAUGUUUGGAAAAUAACAAGAUUGUGCUCUUUAUGCACAAUAUGCACUGUACUAAGUGCUCAAAUAAUUGAUAUUUUAGUUGUGAUAGUUAUUGUUGUGCAAUUGCUUUAAUUUUUUUUUAAAAGAAAUAUUUUAUGUUCAUAAAUAAAUUCCAAUUGUUCUUUUAAAAUAUUCAGAGAUUUAUACAAACUUACAAAGGCAUAAAUUCAUCUAUUUAGUAAAAAUGCUCGAAACAUACGUAAAUGGGUUCAUACAUUUGUACUGUUCAUCUUUUUUGAAAAUAGCCAAAACCGAAGCGAACCGAGGUUUUUCUGUUCCAAAAAAACCGGAACCGGAACCGAGAUCAAAUUUUUGGACUGUAGGAAAAACAGUUAGAAAUGAUAUGGCUAUGUAAUAUAAAUAAAGUCUGUUAUCUUCGUACAUACAAUAAGUGUUACUGACAUUGUGAUAUUGUCCUUCCUUUACAGUAAACCCUCUGGGAUUUCCAAAUAUGCAGAACAUUGGUAUUGGUGGCGUCAAUCCAAUGGCUUCACUUGGAACAAACCCUGGAUCUUUGGGAACUAUGGGGACAAUGCAGAAUGCUAUGACUGCUGUAUCAACUGCUGACCCCUUGGCUCAAACAUAUUCCAAUUUAUCCCCUUAUACAGCAAGCUUCAGUAAUCCUUACAACUCUUUCAUGCUGCAGUCGCCAGCACGACAACAGCAAAAAGAAGGUACUGUAUACAUCGUCUUCCUGAGAAAUACAAUCUUAUAUGUUUGCAUGGCGAUAUAGCUAUCAUUGUUUUGUUUUGUGGAAAUACCACAUAUAUUUGUUUGCCACGGUACCACUUUAAUUUCUAUAAAGCCUUUAAUUUAUAUACAGUUAGGUUUCAGUCCAGAAACUAUGGAAAUAACGGCCGGUGACCGGUAAUUACCGGCCAAAUUUAGAUAAAUCAACGGCCAAAUAGAUAUGUCAAUAGUAAAGUAAUCGCAAACAGGUUUCGUAUAGUUUACUGAGUGCUUAAUUUCGAUAGUGUUUUUCGAAGCGUCGUCUUGAAUUUUCUUGUGAUUACAAAUCAGAACUGCAGUACUUCAUAUAUGAUGCACUAAAAUGUAUCUUCCGCUGGAUAUUGAGCGUGCAGGCGCUUGCGUCCUGAGAAGGGCGGGAAUCACUGGCGGGAAUUAGCAAUUUUUUCGUAACAUAAUGGCGAACAAACUUCCAAAACCAGGAACUUUUCAAAGGUGGAAAACUGAGUUUAAAUGGCUUGAAAUUAAAGGCAAUAGCAUGUUCUGUAAAACACGUUCAAAAUGGCGAGAAAGUAUUGUUUCAACAAGAAACUAUAAUGAUACAUUUGUGAAAGAAGGGAGUGUUAACUGGCAGAAAAAUGCAGUUAAAGAACAUGAUACCAGUGUACCACAUGUCACUGCGAUUGAUUAUGAGCAGCGAUCAGUUAUGGGGGAAAACUAUCGCAAGCAAGUUGUCAAUAGAAUACCAGAGAACAAUCCGUUGAAGCAAUCCUUUGCGCGAAUGUCUGAAGAUGAGCGUGAGCUGUUUGUGCGAUCGUUCGAAAUUGCCUAUUUACUUGCAAAAAAGGCAAGGCCUUACUCAGAUUUCCCGGAUUGGUUAGAAAUGGAAAAAAGGCAUGGUGUUAAGUUUCCUGCAGCUUAUGAUCAUAGAAACGCGUGCAAGGAAUUUAUUCACUAUAUAAGUGAAACAAUUUUCAACGAACAUGUCAAGAACAAACUUCUUCGUGCUAACUUUCUCACUGUACUGUGCGACGGGUCUACCGAUUCCAGCAUCGUAGAGAAGGAACUGAUUUAUGUUAUAUUUGUUGACUCAGACACAUUUGUACCAUUGUGUUCGUUCUUUGCUCUCAAAGAUCCUGUUUCCCAAGAUGCGAAGGGCAUUAAGCAAGCCAUUGAAAUGUCAUUUGAAAAAAGAGGGUUAAGUGACCUGUUAAGAAAGUUGGUAUUUUUGCCUUCUGACGGUACUGCCACAAACUCUGGAUUGGUCAAUGGACUGAUCACUCUUUUUAGGAAAGAUUUGCCUUGGGUUGCAUUUGUGUGGUGCUUUUCCCACCGUCUUGAAUUAUGUUUGAAGGAUGCUUUGUCUUCUGAGUUGGAACAAAUUGAAGAGUCACUCAGAUACUUGUUUUACAUGUACAAGAACAGCUCAAAGAAAGUCCGGGAACUUAAAGUCUUGUAUCACAUCUUGCAGAAUGUGUACGAAUUUGAAAACAAUCAAAUAAGACCAGCAAAGUGUGGCGGUACCAGAUGGAUUGACCAUAAACUGAGAGCCUGUUCACAGAUGGUUGAUAAACUGGGGGUUUAUGUGCAGCACAUAGAGAACAUUAUUGCAGACACACGUCGAAAAAAGCGUGUGACCGUGAAGCGCUGCGUGGGAAACUAAGGAAGCUGAAAUGUGCCCCAUUACUGCUCAGAAGUGCACUGCUGAUUGACCUACUUGACUCUGCAAGAAAAUUCAGUGUGAUCUUUCAAAAGGCUGAAAUAAACAUUCUGCUAAUUCUCGAUUCAUUGGACGACACACUGCUUCAUUACCAAAUGUUGUAUAUAAAGCUCAAGAAAGAUCCAGCCCACGUGUUCAAGCUUCCUACGGUGAAGAACGUUUUGUCACAAAUUGAAGAAAGUGUUUACAAGGGAGUGAAGCUUACCAAUGUGGAGCAGGCAAAGGGUACAAUUUUGGCAAGUGCAGGCAUGAUAGUGGGAAACAUAGUGGCAUGUUCAAAUGAGCGUGGCAUCUCAAACAGAAGAGGAAAGAACGGAAAUGCAAGAGGCUGUGACAAAGGAAUCGAGAGAUGGAGAUAACGUGCUGCAUGAUGUCUGUAGAGUUCUACGCACUUCAGUCUGGAUAAAUUCAACUGAUCAACCACUUAGCUGGGAGGAACUGUCUUCUCGCUUCUGUAAUCAAAUCACAUCACUUAAGAGAAUUUAUGAAAGGUUCCAGCCAGUUCUUGGCACUGAUAUAAGUUCUGACAUUCUGGAGGAGCAGUACUUACAGCUUGUCAAGUAUACCUGCGACCCUAUGGGAAACAAUAUAACUAGCAUGGAACCUUUACAGUUGUGGCCAACUCUCAAGCAAAUCAAAGGUGAAUCCUACCCAGAAUUGUUUUCUGUGAUUGAACUGUGUCUUUGUGCUCCAUUCUCCAAUGCAACCUUGGAGAGAUUUUUCAGCCAUAUGGCUGUAGUGAAGAAUGACUGGCGAAAUAGGCUUGGUGAAGAAGCUGUUGAGGACAACUUGCGCAUUCACAUUUCUGGUCCUGAUAUGGCAAAAUUGCCAGUAUCACAAGUAAUCAUCAAAGCUGUGACAAAUUGGUAUAAUGACAAGCCAAGGAGACUGAACCAGAAGAAGAGAAAGAAGUACAAGAAACGAACAACGUCCAAGAAACCAAACCUUGACAAAGAUCCUGGCUUGUUCCUGAACCUAUCAGAUGCAGUGACCUGGGACAAUGAUGUAGCUGACAGUGAAAGGAGCAGUGAGGAGGAAAAUACUGAUACAUUACAUAGUCAAGUGAAUGACUAUGAGAAUGAUAAGCACAUGUAAAUAAACUACUAUCUUUCCAGAGGCUGCAGAAUAAUUUGUAAUGUGAGCCCACAAACUAAGACCUCAAUCACAGUUUCAACUCAAAAACUGAUGAGGGUGAAAGCACCAAAUUUUGAAGGACUGCUUUCCAUGUUAAAACCUUUAUUUACAGAGUUACUGACUGUUUAAGUCUAAUUAUUAGUGUUGUAAUGGAACAAUGUAUUCCUAUAUAGCUAGACUCAUCCCCAAGCACUGCAGUGUGUCAUGUACGAAUCUGCAUUGCAUUAGCCCGGAAUUUAUGUCAAAGUUGGUGACAGAGUGAGACAUUGAUAAGCAAGUUAAUUCUUGUUUUCUGUAAUAUUUUAUUGCAAAAGUUCACACUCAAGACAGUUGUAGUUGUAGUUAAUAAACUGUUGAUAUUGUUAUGUAGCCAGUAGGGUAUAUAUUGAUAUUUCAUUACAUAUUGAUUUUUAAUAAGUGUCUUGAACGAUUAUUGAUAGUGAUAGUCCAUAUGACUUCAAUUUUUACAGGAGGAGGCAGUAGGCGUUUUCUAAUGUAGCCCCCCCCCCCCCACUGGUGAUGCCAUGAUUUUUUGCUUUUAAAAAAACACCGGUCAAAUAUUUUGCCUUGUCAAAUUUGUAAAAAUUACCGGUCAAAUUCGUUUCCCUUAUUUCCAUCCCUGUUUCACUAAGCACUACUUGCAGCAGAUGGUGGUCAACCGGCAGUUAUCAGAGUGAGAAAAUAUAUGUAGUAGUUCUGUAUAUUUGUAAUAAAUUAAUAGAAAUGACCAAAUAAUUAAUGUAGUUUGAUUUUCUUACUCCAAUAAUUGUCAAACACUACAGUGUAUGCUGUUCUGGACGUAUAACGCCAACUGAAACCCACCAAUACAUAAUAGUAUGAAAUGUUUAUCACAGUAAUAUUAAUACUGUAUAUUUGCUUUAUUAAUUAAACAUGCCAUUGUCUUGUUUUGUUUCAAAUUCUCUUCAGGUCCUGAAGGUGCAAAUCUGUUUAUCUACCAUCUACCCAAAGAAUUUCAAGAUGCUGAUCUGUUUGCGACAUUCAGUCCAUUUGGAACAGUUGUCAGUGCUAAAGUCUUCAUUGAUAAAGUAUCUGGCAUGAGCAAAUGUUUUGGUGAGUUUAGUAUAAUGUAUUACAAUAUUGCUUAUAUCACCAUCAUUGUCACCACCACUACAGCAUUGAUAUCAUUAUCAAUCUCAUCAUGAUCAUCACUAUCAACACCACUAUCAUCACCAUCUUCAUUACAAUCAUCAUCAUCAUCAUCGUUGUUGUUGCCAUCAGUAGAUAUGAAUAGUAAUGAUAUUGUGUGUCUAACAUUUCUCUGCCAAUAAAAUCAUUUCUGGGCCUCAUAAAAUGUACGAAUAUACAUGUACAUACAGUACUUAAUUACGGUUUUGAAUAUGUCAAAAGGUUACCUGGUCCAUAUUGUACUAACAAAAUGUAUGUAGGUAUACAGUGAGAUUACUGUGUACUUAUAACUAGGUGUAACCAAAUCGUAGUAAUUGCGACCUGUACAGUACCUGGUAUAAACGUACCGUACCCAUAUUAUCACAGCACAACCAUCAUCACAAUAACCCUACAUUAACGUUGCAGGUUUUGUGAGUUACGACAGUCCUACCUCAGCAGCAAUGGCCAUACAAGCAAUGAAUGGUUUUCAGAUUGGAGAUAAAAGACUCAAGGUUCAACAGAAACGACCAAAAGACGCAAAUCGUCCUUACUAAAACAUAACGAAGUACCUAAGAGCUGAAUGUUUGGUGAGUUUGUUAUAUCAAUCAAUAUUUCACCAAUAUACCUUAAUUACCCUUGUUAUACCCUUGGGGGGUUCUAGUUUUGAAUGUGUGCAUGAGCUUGUUUGUUUGUCUGUUUAUUUGUGAUUUUCUUUUUGUUUAUUUGCAUAUUAGUUAUUGUCUGUCUGUGAAUUUGUCAGUCUGGGUUUAUAUUUGGAUGUGUGCGUAAGAUAUGUAUGUGUGUGUGUGUGUUUGUUUUUAAGACAUUCUUAUUUAUUUGUUGUCCUUUAUUUUCGUAUAUAGAUACGUUGUAUCCAGUGUGUUGCUGAUGGCAUGUUAUAAAUGUUACAGUAUAUAUCAUUGACUUUGUCUUUACAUAAUGCACGUAUUGUUUAUUGAACGUUAUUGACAGUUAGUGUCUUAUAUGGUGUAAUAACAAAACAAGUUGUAAGUUAUUUGUAUUUAUUGCAUGUUUUGUUUGUGUCAUUUUAUGGUCUGCUGUAUUUAACGUUAAGGAAACAUUAGUUAUCGUGUGUUUUAUAUUUGUGUAGCAUUUUAUAUUUGUGGCAUUUUACCAUGACAACACAGUUUUUGCAGAAUAGUAGCUACACUAGACCAUUCGUUUAAGAAAUCUUUCUCAGGUUAGUCAGGUAGUUCAGACAUAAACCACAUGCAGCAGCGCAUUGUAAAGUAGUAACUAGACCGGACUCCAGAGUGAUUAAUACAACAGGGAUUAUUUAGAAGAAAAUAUCUAUCUGAAAGUCCUACUGUAUCUAUCGGGUGGAAACGUAUACGAUAAACCAUUCUGCCGCAGUUGCAACACAUACAGUAUGAACUGAAUCGGAUCGAGC
Molecule: messenger RNA, 9522 nt
Organism: Paramuricea clavata
Lineage: Eukaryota; Metazoa; Cnidaria; Anthozoa; Malacalcyonacea; Plexauridae
Source: the annotation of a GenBank genome assembly